Molecule: messenger RNA, 1259 nt
Organism: Penaeus monodon (black tiger shrimp)
Lineage: Eukaryota; Metazoa; Arthropoda; Malacostraca; Decapoda; Penaeidae
Product: probable enoyl-CoA hydratase echA8
Exons: 7
Coding region: 38-940 (300 amino acids)
Molecular function (GO): catalytic activity
Source: RefSeq, a predicted model, not a curated record
ACCGAAGUAAACAAACAGACGUAAACAACAGCUGAGAAUGUUCACCUCGUCUGCUCUCAGAUUAUCUUUCCUUUCUUGGCCUAAACUAAUAGGCAGGAGGAUGACGUCUUCAAAUAUUGAGAACGUUUCAGAAAAGAGAGAUCUUGUCUUAGUUGAUCACAUUGGUGAAAUAACGACAAUCGGCAUAAAUCGACCAGAGAAGAGGAACUGCAUUAAUACUCCGGCUGCCACUGCUCUUCUUCAAGCUUUUCAAGAUUUUGACAAAGAUGAAUCAUCAAAAGUAGCCGUCCUUUAUGGUGUAGGCGGUAACUUCUGUGCUGGCUAUGAUUUGGAAGAAGUUAGCAAAAAAGUACCUGUGCACCUCUCUUCCUAUGGUCAGGGUCCAAUGGGCCCAUCAAGGUAUGAGACAAGCAAACCUGUGAUUGCAGCUGUGGAAGGUUUUGCUGUAGCUGGUGGUUUAGAGCUUGCAUUGUGGUGUGAUCUUCGUGUAGUUGAAGAUACAGCUGUCAUGGGAGUCUUUUGCAGAAGAUUUGGAGUACCUCUUAUCGAUGGAGGAACAGUCAGGUUGCCAGCCAUUGUUGGGCUUGGGAGAGCAAUGGACCUCAUCCUCACUGGGAGACCAAUAAAGGGAAGUGAAGCCCUGGACUGGGGUCUUGCCAAUCGUCUGGUAGCAUGCGGUACUGCUGUGGGCCAGGCAGUCAACCUUGCCCAGUCCUUAGUCAAGUUUCCUCAGGAAUGCCUUAGAGCCGACCGGAAAUCUGCACUCUAUGCAACAUUCUCAGCCAGCUCCAUGCAAGAUGCCCUGAGAUACGAACAUGAAAAUGGCAUCCCUGUGAUUAUGAAGGAAUCUGUUCAUGGGGCACAGAAAUUUGUAGACGGAAUUGGACGUCAUGGGAAAUUUCACCUUAAUGCAAAAAUAGCUCCGAAAUCCAAAAUUUAGAUAGACUAACAGAUGUCUUAAUUAUGUGAAAUUAUCCUGCUUUGAUAGAACUGAAAUUGUUAUGAUUAUAUUGGUAAUCUGAUUGUAAUAACAGGGUAUGUUUUGAUUUUCAAGUCCUAAGGUUCUUACUUAUAUUACAUUAUAUUUCCAUCUACAAAAACUUUGUGUACUUACAUGUAAAACCUUUUACAGUGGAUUCAGUGUGGAGUAGCAAGUUUGUUGGUUUUUAUCAGACAUUGUCAUGAUAAUUCAUGUUGUAUACUGUCAUAUUGUAAAUAUUUGUACAAAUUGUUUGCUAGGAAAUUAAAUAUAUUUUUCA